AUGGUCGAAAACAAUGAAAUGGAACUUUCUGAAGCCGAAGCAGAACAAUAUGAUCGCCAAAUACGAUUGUGGGGACUCGAAUCUCAGAAAAGAUUGCGCGCUUCAAAAGUACUCGUGAUCGGCUUAUCCGGUCUUGGCGCUGAAAUUGCUAAGAACACUAUUCUUUCUGGAGUAAAGAGUGUAUGCCUACAGGAUAACGAGAAAUUGAGAGAAACUGAUCAGUAUUCUCAAUUCCUGGCGCCACCUGAUAAGUUAGGGACGAACAGAGCUGAAGCAUCGUUAGCGAGAGCAAAAGCACUCAAUCCUAUGGUCGAAGUGACAACAGAAACAAAGGGAGUUGAUGAGCUUCCCGACAGCUUUUUCACAGAAUUUGACAUAGUUUGUGCUACAGGCUUAAAACAAGAACAAUUAGAACGUAUCAACAACGCUUGCAGAGAUUGCAAUAAGAAAUUCCUUUGCGGCGAUGUAUGGGGAAUGUUUGGUUACAUGUUCAGUGAUUUAGUGGAUCAUGAGUACUCUGAGGAGAUAGUACAACACAAGGCUGUCAAACGGGGAGCUGAGGACGAUGAAAAGAAUGCCCGCGAAACUGUGACAAUAAACGUCAAACGUCGAGCAAUAUAUGUUCCACUACAAAACGCCUUAUCCGCUGAUUGGUUCAAACCUGAAUUACGGUCGAGAUUACGUCGCGGUGACCCUUCUUACUUCGUUAUGAAAAUUUUACUACGUUUUCGAGACGAAUAUAAUCGGAAUCCCGAUCCAGCCAAACGAAAGGCGGACACAGAAAUUAUAUUCCGAAUGAGAGACGAGUUAGUGAAAGAGCUUAACCUUCCUGCUGGUUUUGUGAGCGAUGCAAUUUUGACUGAUGUUUUUGGUAUUGUAUCUGGUGCUGCUGCAGUCAUGGGAGGUGUCAUUGGUCAAGAAAUUGUUAAAGCUGUUAGCCAACGAGAACCACCACACAAUAACAUGUUCUUCUUUAAUCCAGUCAAGUGUGUCGGUUUUGUAGAAUUGUAUGGUCAAUGA
Leptosia nina is the source of this 1020-nucleotide messenger RNA. The record is from the annotation of a GenBank genome assembly. Lineage: Eukaryota; Metazoa; Arthropoda; Insecta; Lepidoptera; Pieridae.